AUGAUUUUUCAAUACUAUUUUCUGGUAUUUUUUUUAAUUUCCUUUGUAUCUGGAAAAAAAAGAGCAGAAAAUCUUGUUUAUUUAACUGAAAAAAAGAAUUAUAAAAAUGUUUCAACUCCAGUUGUUAUUUGGCAUGGAAUGGGUGAUAGCUGUUGUAAUCCAAUUUCAAUGGGUAGAGUAAAAUCUAUGAUUCAAAAAGAAUUACCUGGAACAUAUGUUCACAGUUUGAUGCUUGGAUCUAAUAUUGCUACAGAUACUGAGCAUGGUUUUCUUGGAAAUAUGAAUGAUUUGGUUAAAGAGGCUUGUGAAAAAAUUAAAAAAGAUUCUUAUCUUAAAGAUGGAUAUAAUGCACUUGGAUUUUCUCAAGGAGGAUUAUUUAUUAGAGCUAUUGCACAAAGAUGCCCAUAUCCAAAGAUGAAAAAUCUUAUUUCUAUUGGUGGACCACAACAAGGAAUUUUUGGUUUUCCAUAUUGUACUGGUUCAACAAAAUUAUGUAGAAUAGUUAAAUACUUUCUUAAUUAUGGAGCUUAUGUAGGUUUAGUUCAAAAUUCAAUUGUACAGGCUCAAUAUUGGCAUGAUCCAAGACUUGAUGAUGAGUAUAGAGAAAAAAAUAUAUUUUUAGCUGAUCUUAAUAAUGAAAAAAUAAACAACACAACAUAUAAAGAUAAUUUAUUGAAGCUUGAAAAUAUGGUAUUAGUUAAAUUCUCUAGAGAUGAAAUGGUAGUACCAAAAGACAGUGAAUGGUUUGGAUUUUACGAUUCCAGUGUUAAAAAUAUAAUUUCUAUGGAGAAUACUACAUUAUAUAUUAAUGAUAGAAUAGGAUUAAAAGAAUUGUCAGAUUCUAAAAGAAUUCAUUUAUUAACAUGUGACGGUGGUCAUCUAGAAAUGUCGAAUGAUUUUUUUAUCAAAAAAAUUAUCUAUCCAUUUCUUAAGUAA
Strongyloides ratti is the source of this 936-nucleotide messenger RNA. Its product is annotated as Palmitoyl-protein thioesterase 1. Gene Ontology annotation, cellular component: lysosome. Gene Ontology annotation, molecular function: palmitoyl-(protein) hydrolase activity. Gene Ontology annotation, biological process: receptor-mediated endocytosis; protein depalmitoylation. The record is from RefSeq and is a predicted model, not a curated record. Bases 1 to 936 code for a protein of 311 amino acids. Lineage: Eukaryota; Metazoa; Nematoda; Chromadorea; Rhabditida; Strongyloididae. The transcript has 2 exons.